Molecule: messenger RNA, 1896 nt
Organism: Rhodamnia argentea
Lineage: Eukaryota; Viridiplantae; Streptophyta; Magnoliopsida; Myrtales; Myrtaceae
Product: 5' exonuclease Apollo
Exons: 4
Coding region: 83-1750 (555 amino acids)
Biological process (GO): protection from non-homologous end joining at telomere; double-strand break repair via nonhomologous end joining; interstrand cross-link repair
Molecular function (GO): damaged DNA binding; 5'-3' DNA exonuclease activity
Source: RefSeq, a predicted model, not a curated record
UAUCUCUCGGCGGGCAAUCUCAUUCAAAUAGGAAGACGAUCGGCAGAAUCUCCAUUACAGAAUCGAAACUUGAAGCGAGAGAAUGCCGGUGGAGAUGCCCAAGGGCUUGCCGUUCUCGGUGGACACAUGGACUCCCUCUUCCCUGUGGAAGCGUCACCGUUUCCUCACCCACGCUCACCGUGACCAUUCCGUCGGGAUCGCCUCCCCCUCCUCUCGCCCCAUCUACUCCACCCGCCUCACCAAAGCCCUCGUCCUCCAUCACUUCCCCCAGCUUGACGGUUCCUUGUUCGUCGAAAUCGAGGCGGGGCAGUCCUUGGUGGUCGACGAUCCGGAUGGGCCUUUUGCCGUUACUGCUUUCGAUGCCAAUCACUGCCCCGGAGCUGUAAUGUUCUUGUUUGAGGGCGCCUUUGGUAACAUUUUGCACACGGGAGAUUGCAGAUUGACUCCCAAAUGCGUACUGAACUUACCGGACAAGUACAUUGGGGGAAAAGGCAAGGAGCCGCAGCGUCCACUUGAUUUUCUUUACUUGGAUUGCACAUUCGGAAAAUACCGCCAAAGCAUGCCAAGCAAGCAUUCAGCGAUACGACAGGUGAUUGAUUGUAUAUGGAAGCACCCUGAUGCUCCAGUUGUCUACCUGACCUGCGAUCUACUCGGCCAGGAGGAGAUACUGGCUGAGGUAUCACGGAUUUUUGGGUCCAAGAUCUAUGUUGAUAAAGCUGCCCAUCCAGACUGUUUUCGUUCUCUGGCACUCACAUUCCCAGAAAUCCUCUCAGAAGACCCAUCUUCUCGUUUCCAUUUAUUUGAUGCCUUCCCUAGAUUGUCCGAAAGGGCUAAAGCAAAACUUGACGAGGCUCGAAUUAGUUUGCAGCCCGAACCCCUAAUAAUUCGGCCUUCAUCACAAUGGUAUGCAUGUGAAGAGGAGUAUUCGCUGGCAUCAAUUAGACUAAGACAAAGAUUCGAUGAAGCAGUUAGGGACGAGUUUGGUGUUUGGCAUGUCUGUUAUUCUAUGCACUCAUCAAGGGAUGAAUUGGAGUGGGCCUUGCAGACUCUUGCCCCUAAGAGGGUGGUGUCAACAACACCAAACUGUUGGGCUAUGGAACUGGAUUAUGUCAGGAGAAAUUGUUUUGGCACUAAUAUAGCCUCAGAGGACCCUAUCUGGAAUCUUCUAGGCAUCAACGCCAAAAUUCCCAGCGACAUUGACAUCCCUUCUGAGUGCAUGAAGUUGCCACCUUCAUUAUCUGAGCAAGCUCAUAGUUUUGUGGACUGUGGAGGAAAAUCAGCAAAACCAUCCACAAAUGGGAGUGAAGUUUCAGAUUUAUCUCCUCCGAGUAAACGGCCUUCGCUGACACUAUUUGGUAGGGCCAGAAUUGGUUUUGAAGGCUCUGUCCAUAUGCAGGAAGAGAAGAAAAUUGCUUCCAGAAAUGACGAGCCAUUGCACAUUAUUUGCACCACUAUUCAGCAAACUCAGCCUGAACUGUCAUGCCGAGAAGAUAGAUAUACUUUGGAGCAUUGUGAGGAAUCAAAUGAAGAUAAAGUCGAGGAAGAUUUUGCUGAAGCAGUGCAGACUGAUUGCAAGACUGAUUCUUUUUCGUCUCUUGGGUCAUCAAACAAUUUCAAUGAGAGUAUGAGGAAGUUGUACAGAUCAAAGAAUGUUUCGGUGCCUCGACCUCUACCCUCCUUGAUGAAAUUAAAUGCCAGUAGACGUGCUAUUAGGAGCCUUAAAGAUAAGCCGGCUUGCGUUGGCCUCUAACAUGUUGGGGAGUUUUGAUGAGACGGCGAAUGUCUAAAUGUGGACAAGAGAGCAAAUGUCAGAAGAGAUGCUCUGAAAGUUUGAUCGUCAGUGAAGAUUACAGGAAUACUAGGCGUAUUGAGAAAGAAAUGGGCAACUUUUCCUUC